Molecule: messenger RNA, 2274 nt
Organism: Durusdinium trenchii
Lineage: Eukaryota; Dinophyceae; Suessiales; Symbiodiniaceae
Source: the annotation of a GenBank genome assembly
AUGCUCUAUUAUUCGGAGCACGAACCCUUAGACAAGCAGAUGCUCACCCAACAGCUAGCAAAAGCCAAUGAUGACAAUGAGGUGUUGUUCUCGGUGCUGUUGCUGGCGACGGCGAACUCCAGCUAUUUGUGGUUCGAUGAGGAGCAUUGUCCCAACAAUGUGAAGCUGUGCCAGAUGUUGAGGGAGAAAGCAGGUCGCAGCAACAUGCGCUUUGUGAUUUGUCCCACAACAAAAGCAGCCCAAGAGGGCUGGAACCAUCACCCACCUGCCUUGCAAAGCGUUUUCGGUGAAUUUUUGUCAGAUUCAGCUGAGCUGCAUGUGUGGAACCAUUUCAACGCGGAUGAGGAACUUGACUCGGAAUGCUUUUGCAGCUUGAUUGCCAAAGAGGCGAUCCAACCCCAUGCGCUCACAGAGCAGCAGGCUGCUAGAAGCUGGUGGUGGCCAUCCAUUUUGCGUUUACCGGCUACAGUUGUAGUUAUAGCUGCGCUUACAGAAAUUCAGAGGCGCGGCCAGCAGAUUGAACACCUCCAGGCUGAGGCUGCUUCCCAGAAAAACGAGAGUGUGGCCGAAAUCCAGAAUCUUCAGCAGCAGCUGCGGGCUGAGAAAAACAAGAGUGAAGUGGAAAUCCUGAAGCUUGAGCAGCAGCUCCAGGCCAGGGAAAAGAAGAAUGAGGUGGAAAUCCAGAAGCUUAAGGCCGAGAAAGACAAGAGGGAUGUGGAGAUUCUGAAACUCAAUCUGGAGAUUCUGAAACUCAAUCAGCAUAAAGAGUUGCUGGCAGAGGCUGCUUCCCAAGAACAAGAUAGCGAUGCUCCAGUUCAUAAGCUUAACCAGCAACCGGCUGAUCAUGAGAAAGGCUUACUUCAUCCAUGGGUGGUUCACUUGUCGCAGCCAGAUUGGCUCAUGAGCGCUGCUUCAGCUCUUGCGCCGGGGAUAUUCUUCAGCAUUGUGCAGUUCACGUUAGACAAUGCUGAGCAGGUUACAGCUGCAGGAUAUGUCCUUUCAGGAGCAAAGCUGCACUGGCUGGUUAUGGCCGCGGCUUGCAAGGACAUGUGGCUCGUCAGAAUUCAGGAGGGUCUGGACAAGAGUUUGCCUACGGUUGAGCCAACUGUGGAGUUGGUUCACUAUUCCGAGCAGGAAGCCUUAGACAAGCAGACGCUCAGCCGGAAGCUAGCGAAGACGGAUCAUGACGACGAGGUGCUGUUCUCGGUGCUGUUGCUGGCGACGGCGAACUCCAGCUAUUUGUGGUUUGAUGAGGAGCAUUGCCCGAACAAUGUGAAGCUGUGCCAGAUGUUGAGGGAGAAAGCAGGUCUCAGCAAUAUGCGCUUUGUGAUUUGUCCCACAACAAAAGCAGCCCAAGAGGGCUGGAACCAUCACCCACCUGCCUUGCAAAGCGUUUUCGGUGACUUUUUGCCAGAUUCGACAGUCCCUGAAACGUGGACGGACUUCAACCCUGAAGCUGAUGUCGAGUCUGCACAUAUUUGCAGCUUGUGUGAAGAGGUGAACCAACCUCAUGCGUGGCAGGCCGGAGAACGCCGAAGGCCAUCAACUCGGCAGCCUGGUCACCGUGGCUGCUUCGUUCUUGGUGCAUCAAAGCCUGUGCAGGAAGUGCAGAAAGUCAAAGAGGCCGAUGAUGCGGACAAGGAUGUUGCCCGGCCAAGCAGCCUGCUUGGGCGAUGCUGGACGACCAUCCAAACGAUGGUCAGGAGAUGUCAGGAGGCUUUCGGGGACAGCAAGGAAGUCAAAGAAAAAGAGGCAGAGACAAAGAGGCAGAAAGUCAAAGAGGCAGAGCCAGCAGCAUUUCCCCAAAUUCGCGACCGAACCGAAGAGGAGGAGACCUGUGCUUUGGACAUGUCACUAUCAAGAGGUCGCAUCAUGAUGGGAAGCUGGUGUAUAUUGGAUAAGAAGCCUCUCAAAAAUCCCAAGGCCAAUGUGUGGACAAGGAUGACAAGGAUGAUCCGACCCAUAGUCAGGCUGCAAGAUGUGCCUCUGGGUCGGAAGUUUCAAUCAACUGGACCCACAUGGAAAAUGCGACUGGCAGCGGCUUGCACGGGUAGGCCGUCCAGUGGAUCUUUUUCGGAGAGGUUGAAGCUGCCCAGCCUUGUGCAGAAGAAGUUGCUCGCCGCUCUUCUGGCUUCAGGCAGGUCCCAAAGAAUGGCCGAUGAGGCCAUGCGAGAGCCAAUCUUGGCCCAGCAUCUUGGAUCAGCAGAGGUUGUGAUCAAUCUUGUCAUGUCAGCGACUGAGGCAGCUCUUGAUCUCCCUCAGCUGUGCAAGUAG